This is a messenger RNA of Olea europaea var. sylvestris, 881 nucleotides long. Its product is annotated as photosystem II reaction center PSB28 protein, chloroplastic-like. Gene Ontology annotation, cellular component: chloroplast thylakoid membrane; photosystem II; photosystem II oxygen evolving complex. The coding region runs from base 126 to 668 and encodes 180 amino acids. The record is from RefSeq and is a predicted model, not a curated record. Lineage: Eukaryota; Viridiplantae; Streptophyta; Magnoliopsida; Lamiales; Oleaceae. The transcript is spliced from 2 exons. Gene Ontology annotation, biological process: photosynthesis.
GCUGUCCUCAUUACACACCACCCUGAUACACUUAUCAUCACAUCAUCAUCUCUCUGCAGUACAUAUUUUUCUCUCACUAAAGCAUUUCCUUCUCUCACUCUAGAAUAAGCCUCAGGCCCUCAACAAUGGCAUUGCUACAGUCUUUUGCAAUUUCUUCUCCAAUCUCUCACCAUUCUCACCAACCCUACUCUCUUCCAGGAUUGGCAUUUGGAGGUGUUCACACUAGUAUGCGCUCAUCGUUCAACGGCCAAUCCUUGUGCCUACCAGAUUCAAGGUUGCCAAGACAAAGUCAAACUCGAAGAAUGCCUAGACUGAGUAUCAUGAUGAUAAAACCAACAAUUCAGUUCAUUCAAGGAACCGAUGAACAGACAAUCCCGGAUGUGAGGCUUACAAAAUCAAGGGACGGGACUAAUGGUAUGGCUAUAUUCAAGUUUGAUCAACCCUCGGUUUUUGACUCGUCUAGUGAAGUAGGUGAUAUUACUGGAUUCUACAUGAUUGAUGAGGAAGGAGUUCUUCAGUCAGUUGAUGUUAAUGCAAAGUUUGUAAGUGGGAAACCUGCAGGAAUAGAGGCCAAAUAUAUCAUGCGAACUCCACGAGAAUGGGAUCGAUUUAUGAGAUUUAUGGAACGAUAUGCAAACGCAAAUGGCUUAUCGUUCAUCAAAAAAUAAAGCAAUUAUUACAUCUUUUUAGUCCUACUUUUUUGGGUCAAAUUUUAUCUUUUUUGUGAUGCAAUUCAUGUUGCUGUAAUUAGGUUGCUGUAAUUAGGUUACAUACAAAUGUAAGGUAACCUGAUAUAUUAUCCCAGUAUAUGAAGGAUCUGACUCUUCUCUUUUUCAACCCUGAUACGGAACUGAUCUCAUGCCCAUAGUUGGAUGAUGUUA